This is a messenger RNA of Meriones unguiculatus (Mongolian gerbil), 1961 nucleotides long. RefSeq names its product phospholipase D family member 4 (gene Pld4). Gene Ontology annotation, cellular component: nucleus; phagocytic vesicle; trans-Golgi network membrane. Gene Ontology annotation, molecular function: catalytic activity. Lineage: Eukaryota; Metazoa; Chordata; Mammalia; Rodentia; Muridae. Bases 97 to 1623 code for a protein of 508 amino acids. The transcript has 10 exons. Gene Ontology annotation, biological process: hematopoietic progenitor cell differentiation; phagocytosis. The record is from RefSeq and is a predicted model, not a curated record.
AUACUUUAGGGGAUGAGAACCCUUCUCGCAGAGGAACUGGGAGAGGGGUCCGCAGCUCCUUGAGGAAUAGCCCUGGCAGCCCUGGCCCAGAACCUCAUGUCCAUGCCUGCCCUGGAAGUUAUAAAGAUGGGUCAAAGCCAAAAGCUAGGCUCCCAGAGCUGCCCUCUGUGUGUAAGGGUGGGGGAUAUCUCCCACAGCAUGAGCUCCCUUCUUCAGGUCCUGGGGAUGCUGGCUGUACUGGGGCUCGGCUCUGUGGCCCUCACCCUGUUCCUGGGGCAAGUGCCCACUUCUUUCACCACUCAUCAGGUGUGCCCUGAGGAAGUGCCCUCCUGGUCCUGGGAGGCCCUGAGAGGAGACGCUGGGCAUCCGAGUAACUCUUGCCAGCUCAUCCUUGUGGAAAGCAUCCCCCAGGACCUGCCGUUUGCAGCUGGCAGCCCCACUGCCCAGCCCCUGGCCCAGGCUUGGCUGCAGCUUCUUGACACUGCUCAGGAGAGCGUCCAUGUCGCCUCAUACUACUGGUCCCUCACCGGGCUCGACAUUGGAGUCAAUGAUUCAUCUUCCCAGCCGGGAGAGGCCCUUCUACAGAAGUUUCAACAGCUCCUGGUCAGGAAUGUUUCUGUGGCGGUGGCCACCCACAGCCCAACACUGGCCAAGACAUCCACUGACCUUCAGGUCCUGGCUGCCCACGGUGCCCAGAUACGAGAGGUUCCCAUGAGACAGUUUACUGCGGGCGUCCUACACUCCAAGUUCUGGGUCGUGGAUGGGCAGCACAUCUACCUGGGCAGUGCCAACAUGGACUGGCGGUCCCUGACUCAGGUGAAGGAGCUUGGUGCUAUCAUCUACAACUGCAGCCACCUGGCUCAAGACCUUGAGAAAACAUUCCAGACCUACUGGGUGCUGGGGACCCCCCAAGCUGUUCUCCCUAAACCCUGGCCUCGGAACUUCUCAACCCGCAUCAACCGCUUCCAUCCCUUUCGAGGUCUGUUUGAUGGUGUUCGCAGCACAGCCUACUUCUCGGCCUCACCACCCUCACUCUGCCCUCACGGCCGUACCCGGGAUCUGGACGCGGUGCUGGGCGUGAUGGAGGGUGCUCGCAAGUUCAUCUACGUCUCGGUGAUGGAGUACUUUCCCACGACACGCUUCAUUCACCCUGCCAGGUACUGGCCUGUGCUGGACAAUGCGCUCCGGACUGCGGCCUUCAAUAAGGGUGUGCAUGUGCGCUUACUGGUCAGCUGCUGGUUCAACACCGACCCCAGCACGUUUGCUUACCUGAGGUCCCUACAGGCUUUCAGUAACCCCUCAGCUGGCAUCUCAGUGGAUGUGAAAGUCUUCAUUGUGCCUGUGGGCAAUCAUUCCAACAUUCCAUUCAGCCGAGUGAACCACAGCAAGUUUAUGGUCACAGACAAGGCAGCCUAUAUAGGCACCUCUAACUGGUCAGAGGACUACUUCAGCAGCACCUGUGGGGUGGGCCUGGUUGUCAGUCAGAAGCCUGACAGUGCCCAGCCAGGUGUUACCCCAGUGCAGGAGCAGCUGAGGCGACUCUUUGAACGUGACUGGAGUUCCCACUACGCUACGGACCUGGACAGACAAACCCCGAGCCAGGACUGUGUCUGGCAGGGCUGAGGCUUGAUCCCUUUGACUGGCCUGCUGCUCUAGGUGGACACUGAGGCCCACCAGCCUUCCCUCCAACCAAGCUCAGAAACUGAGAAACGGAAGUCUGUCGCUGGGGCCUGCGAUCGUCACCCAGUGAUCGUCACCCAGCAGACGCUUCCGGCAGAGCUCUAAACGGCUUUUAAAUAAAGAAGAGCUAAAGCAGAGAAAGGCCCACAGUGACACAGAAAGAAAGCAACCCAGCUGAACCUCUCUGGCCCACUCAUGAUGAGUUGCUAGGGCCAUCCCCAAAUGUAAUAUUGGUGCUGUCCAGCCCCUAAUAAAACCCUGCCACCAGCUUGUAGACCUGA